This is a messenger RNA of Schistocerca cancellata (South American locust), 6498 nucleotides long. RefSeq names its product transmembrane protein 131 (gene Tmem131). The transcript has 25 exons. The record is from RefSeq and is a predicted model, not a curated record. Bases 30 to 5675 code for a protein of 1881 amino acids. Gene Ontology annotation, cellular component: membrane. Lineage: Eukaryota; Metazoa; Arthropoda; Insecta; Orthoptera; Acrididae.
UGUGUGAGAUACUGGUAUAGUAGCAAAAUAUGGAAGUGAAGAUGGGUGAUAAGGUAGUUUGUUGUUUCUUAUUUUUUGUGACUUUAUUUGAAAUGACUCCAAAUUACAAAACGUCAGCCCAAGGGAGCAGCCAUGCAUUCGUCCAAGGAAAUAACGACAUGCGCUAUCUGACAGAUGGGAUACCCGUAACAAUGCACAAGGAGCUGUCAAGUGUUUCAAUGGGAAGGGUUCCCACUUUAGAUGAACGCUCUAUUUAUAGUUCUCAGUUGCACUUGAAGUUUGAACCACCACAUUUGGAUUUUAAACAGAGGUAUCUUGGAAUUCCACAUCAUGAAAAAGUCACUCUUUUUAAUGUAAAUAACAAUAAAACAAUACACAUGUCUUCAAUAUCUGGAAAUACUGUCCAUUUUCAUAGUUCAUUUUUUGAGGACAAGGUUAUCCCACCAAUGGGAAACACAAGCUUUAAUGUUGUAUUCUUAGGACGCGAAGAAGGAGAAAUUGAAAGCAAUUUAUUUAUUCACACAUCAGAAGGCAGCUUUAAGUACCAGGUGAAGGGGGCUAGCAUAAGCAGUCCAUACAGGCUAAGGCCAUUAGUGGGUGUAAAAAUUCCUGCAAAUGCUACUUACUCACCCCUUAUUUAUAUGCAUAAUCCACACAGUACACCACUACAGAUAACAGAGGUGUACAGCAGUGGUGGAGAUUUCCAUUUGGAACUCCCAUCUGGAGAACUUGAGGGGCCAAAACAUUUAUGGGAGAUUCCGCCAUACCACACAAAAGCUGUCAUAAGAAUUCGAUUUGUAGCAAGAGCAGAAAAAAAUCAUACAGCAUAUGUUAGGAUAAAAGUGAAUCAAACUGAGGAUGUGUUAGUGGUGCCUCUAGAUGUAGAAGUCAUGCCACAAGCAGGACUUUAUUCCCCUGAUGAUGUUAUUGAUUUUGGCAUUGGGGGAAGCAAAGACAAACCAAAGAGAAUACCUUUAUAUCUUUUCAAUUCUGGAAAGAAGCUGAUACGAUUGCAAAGUAUAGCUACAACAAUGCCUUCUAAAGCAGUAAAAAUAGAAUUUCAACCAAUAAAGGUUUUACCUGAUACUAAAAUGCCAACCAAAGUUGCAGUACUAACAUUUGAUUGGAAAGCUGCAUUUGAAGGCAAAGAUUACAAUGGAAAAAUAAUUAUUAGAAGUAAACAGAAUCAACAUCAGCUCAUAAUACCCUACAUGUCACAAGUUCUUGAAGGGGGUUUGGACUUCAAUUCAUCUGUUACACAAUACUGCUCUGGCAUAGGUGGAAACAGCAGUGCUCGAAAUUUUACUGUAAAAAACACAUUCAAGAUACCUAUAGCUUUAAUUAAUGUUACCCUUCAUAAGGAAGCAAGAGCUUACUUUAUGGUACAGAAUUUCACACCAACUGUGAUAAUUCCAGAUAAGACAACUGUGCUUUUUCAGUUGUCCUUGAAGCAACACAUUGUACCACCAGAUUUGAAGCUGGAAACUUAUUUAUAUUUACACACAAAUGUUUCAGUAGUAACAGUGCCAUUACUUUAUUAUAAUGGGAAGCUAGAAAAGGUAAUCAUCACUGGGCAGAAUGAGACUGAGCUUCAUUUUGGAACAGUGGGUAGUUCGAGCCAGAGAGAGGCACAUUUUGCUUUACUGAAUAACAAUCCUGUGGCAGUAAAUCUGAAAAUGUGGGGUACCAAUCUUACAGGAGGAGCUGUGGAAUUACUUGGUGUGGAAGAAGGCAAUCAAUCCAGUGUGUUGAGAAAGCACAGCUUUAAAAAUAUGAGCAAAAGCCAGAUACUAAAACCUGGAUUCUUUGCUGUCUUUCGUGUAGUGGUUGUUGCACCAGAAAUGGAAGGCAUUCUCGAGGCUGAAGUUUUUGUCGAGACGCAGUUUGAGAAAGUGGUGUUAUCAGCCAAAAUGAGAGUUGCUCAUGGAAAACUGGAAGUCGUACCAGAGCCAGUAAUCUUUGAUGAUUGCUUUCCGGGCAAGCUGUGUGUACAGCAGUUGCAUGUGAGAUCUCUCUUCAGCCAUACAAUGAUGGUGACAGGAAUUACAAGUGUGCCACCUGAUCCAAGAGUUACAUACAUACCGCCAGAAACUGGCGGAGCCCCUAUUUAUAUCACAGAACUGCUUGUAAAUUCAGUAGGUGAUCUGUGCUUUGAACCUGGUCUCAAGUGCGGAGUUUCAAAAUGCUACACAGGCAUACCAUACAAUAGUUCAGAGGGUAAACAGUGGCUGCACUCUCUGACGCUUCCAUUUCAUUGUCAGGAUUCUGACUUAUCACAGCUCAAUUAUAGAUAUGGUCAGUUCUUGUCUCUAACCAAGGAAACAAACGUGUGGAAGAAUCUUACAUUUCGAUUGGAUACAACUGAAGUGCGGGGUCAUAUUUUCCAUGCCUCUGUACAUCUAGUGUGGCCCAGAAUUGUGUCAUCUGCACAGUCUAAAAAAUUUAAUGUUGAAUUUCCUUUAACCCAAGUUGGUGACACUGUGUUCAAGGACUUAACUCUACAUAAUCCAUCUUCUCAGCCAAUCCUUGUUCAAUUAGCAAUGGAGGGGACAUAUCCUCAAGCAAACCGAAUGCUUGAUAGUUUGUCACCAAGGUUUUAUCCUCGCACUGCAGAGAGUGGAGAGAGAACUUUGAAGCAAUUUGUUUUAGAAAAUAAUGCUGAGAACAUAGCACAUAUAGAAAAAUUGUUUGGUAUUAACGUGCAUCCAGAUAGUCUUCCAUUUUUAUUACAGCCGGGAGAAAGAAUUAGUACAAAAAUUGGAUUUGCUCCUACAAAAAGUGCCAUAAAUUCUGCUGUUCUGUUUGUAAGGAAUAAUCUGACAAUUUUAGAGGUGCUUCGGAUAUCUGGUAGAGCGACACAAGCACAGUUCAAAUUUGGUAAUAGGAAACCAGGUUCAGAUGAGCCCCUUAUGUUUGAACUGUCAAAAAAACAUCUCAGAGAUUGUGAAAGAGAAAAGAACCGCAGAUUUCCAGCACCAAAUUUAACUGUAAAAAGAUCAUUCACGGCAAGAAAUACUGGUGAACUUCCCAUAUACAUCAGUGGCUUUAGAAUUAAUGGGCUUCCAUGUGAAGGAUACGGAUUUCGAAUUCUAAAUUGUGCUGCCUUCCAUCUGCAGCCCAAUGGAACACGCAAAAUUGAUAUAGCCUUUACACCAGACUUCACACUUGCGCGAGUGCAUAGAAUACUAGGCAUAGACACAAGUCUUGGCAUUUCAGUCAAUUAUUCACUUAUAGCAACAAUACCUCCAUACUUUCUUGCUACUUGCUCAAGUGUUCUUGGAAGGCCAACAUGGGAACCAUUAGUUUAUUAUACUGCAGUCAGUUUCAUGGUAUUUCUUUUGCUCUGUGUACUGACAGCAGCAUACUUAGAAUCGGAUCGUAUACUAAAGUGUACUGUUGUUAACAUAAAACAAGAAAAAGCUCAUAAAAGUUCAUUGGAUGCAAGGAUACCUACUUCAAGCCCAGUUGAUAUGGCUAGCACUAGUGCACAAAAAUGUACUGAGAAAUCACAUAGUAAAUUAGAUACUGAAUGGAAUGCUAAUAAUCCACCAUUGGUGCCGUCUCAUGAGAAACAAAAUACAGACCUACACAGUCCACAACAGUCUCACAACAGUAGUAGUUCAAAAUCAUAUAUGUGGAAUACAUUUGAAGGAAAGCAGAAUUCAACCGAUGGGCUUCCUAAAGACCACCCGACAGUCAUAAAGUAUGAUGAUGUAGAUGCAGGAUAUUCUACCUCAUCCACACCACUUCUUUCUGUUAGACACAGGAAAAAACUGUCUAAGAAAAACAGUAAUAACAGUGAAGCAUCAUCAUUAUCUGAAACAGUGCAAGAAAGUGUUUCAGUGAAGAAAGGUUGGAGUAAUAUGUAUAUUAGACAAAAUACUCCUCCCACUCAAAGUGGAAAAUCACGAUUAAAUCUUGCAGAACCUAAAGUUCCUAAUAACAGCACUAUACAGGAGCCAGAAAUGAUUCAGAAGACAAAGAGAACUCUUGAAGUUGUAAAGGAGAAUAAAAAAUCUACUCGAUUGUUGAAAAAGGGCAGCAAGAUCCCUGUAGAACCAGUAAAGUGCUAUGAAGAGGAAACAUCGUCCACCACAACAGAGAGCUCAAACAAUGAGGAAACUGAGAAGGAGAGGAGUAGCUCCAUACUUUCUGAAAAACCUCAAAAGACUUCACCUAAAAAAGAGAAAAGUAAAGCAAGUUAUUAUAAAGAUAAUUAUGAAGGAGACUGUGACGAUGAUGAUUAUGAACGAGAGAAUCAUAAGAAGAAAGAUCUUACGUCUCGAUGGAAAAAUAACUUCAAAGUAAUUUCAAAAACUGUGAAUGAGCUUCCACAGAAAAGUAUAAAUGAAGACCUUUCAAAGCUCACAAGUCUGGAGACAAUAUACAAACCAAAAUCGUCUAAAACCUCUAACCGUGAACGAAAGGAGAAAAACGUUCUUAAGAGACGAGCAGCUGCUGAGAAAACUGCACAUUCAAAAGUUGUGUCACCAACUACGCUGUCUCCAACCAACACUGUGCCAUCAUCAAGCACAACAACAGUAUGUUGUCCUCUGUCUCCACCAGCAGCUGUGACGCAACCUAAUGUAAGCCAGAAAUCACCUCCAAUACAGCCACCAUCACCACCACAGACACAGCCACAGCCACAGCUGCAAUCGCAGCCGCAGCCACAGCCGCAGCCACAACCACAACCACAACCACAAUCACAGCCCCAGCAGAGACAGCAGCCACAAGUUCAGCCCUUACCAGUACCUUCACCUGUACCUGUCCCUGCACCAGCUGCCUGUUGGGGAGAAAGCAAAGCCACAUUUAGUGAUGUUGUGGCACGCAAUGAGAGUCCUCUGUACUCAAGCAUCGUAGCACCGAGGAAGCAGAAUGAAGCAGCUGUUAGUUCACCCACAGCAUCACCUGAAGACAGAAAAGGCUCACCACCAGUUUGUGAGGCUCAAGUUAAUCCAGAAGCAGGAGGCAUCACAAGCAGCAGUUCUGGCAGCGGUUCCAGUUUAGGACCAGUUGGCUCAAAACCACGCUCUUGCACAUGGGAUGGUAAUAAGGAAUUCCAGGCAGUGUCACAGCACCCUAAUCAGGAAAAAUCAGUCCCAUUCUUAGACUCUUUUACUGACCAAGCACAGCAGAGUGAUGACAGUCUUGGUGGGUUGCCUUAUACAGACAGCUCAUGGGAACAAGACAAUACUGUAGCAGCAGUGUUUGAGGAUGGCAUCUCAGAGGAAGCUUCUCCAAAAUCACCUGUUAUGAGUGCAGACUCUUGGCCGAUGAUGGAUGCAUUAUGGAAGCCACUUUAUACACCACCACAGCCAUUGGAAAGCCACAAUGAUUCUCUGUUUUCUGAUGUUUCUGUGACAGCAAAGAACAAAACAGAUCAGUCAUAUUCACCGUGGGGACCAAGUAACUCACUUUGUAUUGGCUCUGUAUGGUCAUCAUCAGCAUGGUCAACUGGCCCUGGCCCAGUUGCUCCACCACUGACUACUCCAGCACCCAUCCUCCCUCCAGUAGCACCUGUACAUGCACAGGGCAGCACAGACGGCGCUAUUGAGGAUGAGCCACCAUCUUCCGGUGAUCUUGAUAGAGGCCUUGGUUUUGAUCCAUUUACAUCUUUAAACGCUAUUUGGUUUCCACGUCCAGCUGAAUCUUGGAACCCUCCAGCUAACAACUAAAUCAUUCGGCAAGAAUACAGGUUUUGGCGCUGGUGGUACAUUCACUACAUUUCCACUAGCAAUAGAGAGAUGCUACUCCAUUUACACAUUGAAGUCAAAACAUUAAAAUUUAUCAAACUGUAUCAUGGAUAUGAAAAGCAUGUAAUUUGUUUCCCUUGCACUAUAAAAACAGAUUCUCUAAGUUUCUUUGAAUUUAAUGUGAAUAUCUGCAGAAUUUUUGUUUGUUUACCAUCUUGAAGUUUAUAAUAAUGAGGAAUUGUUUUAUUUUAAUUUCAAGUGAGUGUUUGUUGCACACUUGGUUUAUUUCCUCUUAAUCUCACUUUUAAAUGCAAAAGAAACCCUGCCUUCUUGCGCAUAGACGAUUAUAUUUAAAAUAAACUAUGCUAGAGAAGAAAUUAAAAACUGAAACUGACAACAACUGAGAGUUGGAAAAUUCAGUAUUUGUAAUUUGACGUUCCCCUCAUUUGAUUGGAAAACUGCAUAUUUUUUCAUUAUCAUGUUACUAAAAGCACUGUAUAUGGUUGUGUGUCACUCAGAAAUGUAAUUUAUUUUUUUAUUUUUAUUUUUUGAGCGUUAUUUGCAAAAUAAUUAUUGUGUUUCUAAUGUUUGUAAUACUUAAAUCCUGUGUUCAUUGUGUACCAUGUCACCAAAGAAUGUACAAAUUAAUUUUGUGCAGUGAAUCUUGACUGCAGAAAUGUCAUAUCCUUAAGACUGGCACAUGGAUGGUCUCUUGGAGAAAAAAAAGAAAGAAAGAAACAAAAUAAAAAAUGCCAUUUAUGUGUCAUGAGGGAUAAAUUCAAAAUAAAAACAUUUUUUUAUAUGA